This is a messenger RNA of Podospora pseudocomata, 1394 nucleotides long. RefSeq lists its product as uncharacterized. NCBI's taxonomy places the organism in Eukaryota, Fungi, Ascomycota, Sordariomycetes, Sordariales, Podosporaceae. The transcript is spliced from 4 exons. The record is from RefSeq and is a predicted model, not a curated record. Gene Ontology annotation, cellular component: COPII-coated ER to Golgi transport vesicle; endoplasmic reticulum-Golgi intermediate compartment; endoplasmic reticulum membrane. Gene Ontology annotation, molecular function: D-mannose binding. Bases 438 to 1394 code for a protein of 318 amino acids. Gene Ontology annotation, biological process: endoplasmic reticulum to Golgi vesicle-mediated transport.
CAGCCCCCAAAGACCCGAACCCAGGCAGCCCGCAGCGUCCAAAAGGCCAGCUCACUACGAAGUCCAAACACCAGGUGCCAUUUUCCAACGGGAGUCGAAGACAUCCAAUCCGACGACAGCCGGGGGCAAAGAAGUAACACUCGGCUGAAGUUGCGCUGUACCGGACGAACGAACGACCACGACAAUCAUUAUCUGCCUCUUUCUUUUUUCUCACCACUGCAUCUUUCUGUACACCUGGCCUCGGUCAAGCUACCCUUAUUUUUUUCGACAACUACUCUACCACGCCACACACGACCACCACACUGCGAAUCUUGACAUCACCCACCCCGAUUUUCCUUCUCGGCCUGCACCUCGAUUCUUGACACACGACGCGCACACUGCUGCCGACCGGCACACCAACUCUACGAACACAGACCUGCCCAUUGGCGACAACCACAAUGCUGUUUAAGUCGACCCUGUCAGCCCUGUGGCUGGCUGCGUCUGCUUGGGCCGCCGGCCAGAAUGACGAGGGGGAUGUCAAGAGCAUAGGGUUGAGGACACACACACUCGUGCAGCCCUACCUUGACAGUGACAUGCAAAGUCGGUGGUAUGACUUUGGAGGGGACACGAUUAUCCGUACCGACCAGUACAUCCGCCUGACCUCGGACCACCCCUCGCAGAUGGGAUGGCUCUUUAGCAGAGUGCCAUUGACCGCCACAAACUGGGAAAUCGAGGUGGAAUUCAAGAUCCACGGCAAGGGCCAGCUCUACGGCGACGGGUUCGCCAUGUGGCUCACACGAGAGCGCGGCAAGAUGGGCCCCGUCUUUGGCGCCGCCGACAAGUUUGAGGGUCUCGGUAUCUUUUUCGACACGUACAAGAACAACCGCCCCGGCGUCGUGUUCCCCUACGUCAUGGCCAUGGUUGGCGACGGCCACACCUCGUACGACAAGGACACGGACGGAAAGAGCACCGAGUUUGCCGGCUGCUCGGCCAGGGGCAUCAGACACGCCACCGUUCCCACCAAGCUUCGCCUGACGUACUUCCAGGACAAGUACCUCAAGCUGGAGCUGCAGUACAAGAGCGAGGGCGAGUGGACCAUGUGCUUUGAGACGAACACUCCCCCCACGAUUCCCCAGGUGGCGUACCUGGGCUUCAGCGCCGAGACGGGCGAGCUGAGCGAUAAUCACGACAUCAUUUCGAUCAAUGCGAAGAAUCUGUAUACGUCCCAGCCGAACGCGGGCAAGUCUACUCCUGGGAGCAACAAGGGGGGCAAGAAGUCUUAUGGCGGACAGGAGGGGGGUAGCAGCUGGACUUGGUUCUUUAUGAAGAUUUUCUUCUUCUUUGCGGUGCUGGGUGGUGCGUAUGUUGGGUUUACUGCGUACAGGGCCAAGAACCAGAGGAGCCACCGGUUUUAG